GAGGGCCCCGCUGCCGCCCGCCCUUCCUCCCGGGGUGUCCGCGCGGCCCGCGCAGCGCUGCGCCUCACCCCUGCCGCGGAGGGGCGGCAUGGCGGCGCCCGCCUUCCCUACGCCGCGGUACGAGCACGUAGGGCCGCACGGAGCCUUCGGGGACGUGUACGAGCCGGCAGAGGACACCUUCCUGCUGCUGGAUGCGCUGGAGCAGGAGGCGGCCUGCCUGCGGCAGGCUGGAGUUGAGAUCUGCAUUGAAAUAGGAUCUGGGUCUGGUGUAGUUUCAGCAUUUCUAGCGUCUAUUAUUGGAUCCAGUGCACUCUACAUAUGUACAGAUAUCAACCCGAUGGCAGCUUACUGUACACUAGAGACAGCUCUGCUUAACAACGUUCACCUUCAACCAAUCAUUACUGACUUGGUCAAAGGACUGUCUCCAAGAUUAAAUGGGAAGGUUGAUCUGCUCCUGUUUAAUCCACCGUAUGUGGUAACACCGUCUGAAGAGGUGAAAAGCCAUGGAAUAGAAGCAUCCUGGGCUGGUGGCAAAAAGGGCAGAGAAGUAAUGGAUAGAGUUUUUCCAUUAGUACCAGACCUACUUUCACCAGGAGGAUUAUUCUACUUGGUCACAAUUAAAGAAAAUGAUCCAGAUGAAAUUCUGGAAACCAUGAAGAAAUAUGGCUUAGAAGGCACACGACUACUUGCCAGACAAGCAGGACAAGAGAUGCUUACUGUCCUCAAAUUUAGGAAGUCUUAACCUUCCAGCUACACAGAAAAUUGAACACAGAGUACUCAAGCUGACAAAUUUUUAAGACAAGAUUUUUACUCUUACAAGGUUACUGGUUAUGACAGUGAAACUGACCAAGACUGUCUUGUUCAUUUUUGGUUUUGGGGUUUUUAUUUUGUUUUCUGGAUGUUAACCAGUUAUUAUCUACUGUCAGAGGUACAGUUGUACUCUGACUUUCCACAUGGCAGUUGUGGGGACACUGAAAUACCCUACUCAGCUGCAUUUGCACUGAAGCACUUAAAGCUCUUUUUCUCUAUGAAGAGGUACUUGUAUAUUUGUCAUUGUGGUUUAUAAAUAUGUGCUUGAUACAAUUCUUCCAUUUUUAAUAGCUAGCCUAUACCUGUGCUGUGUGUAAAUGAAUACUUGCAAUCAGUGUUACUGAUUCUGAUGCAGUAUAAAGCACCUUUACAGGUCUAAGCACA
Messenger RNA from Pogoniulus pusillus (Red-fronted tinkerbird), 1194 nucleotides. It is a transcript of the gene HEMK2, whose product is annotated as N-6 adenine-specific DNA methyltransferase 1. Gene Ontology annotation, molecular function: S-adenosylmethionine-dependent methyltransferase activity; protein methyltransferase activity; nucleic acid binding. Gene Ontology annotation, biological process: methylation. The record is from RefSeq and is a predicted model, not a curated record. Bases 89 to 742 code for a protein of 217 amino acids. Lineage: Eukaryota; Metazoa; Chordata; Aves; Piciformes; Lybiidae. The transcript has 6 exons. Gene Ontology annotation, cellular component: eRF1 methyltransferase complex.